Sinocyclocheilus grahami is the source of this 3317-nucleotide messenger RNA. RefSeq names its product nucleolar and coiled-body phosphoprotein 1 (gene nolc1). The annotation marks the transcript as partial. The record is from RefSeq and is a predicted model, not a curated record. Lineage: Eukaryota; Metazoa; Chordata; Actinopteri; Cypriniformes; Cyprinidae. Gene Ontology annotation, cellular component: nucleoplasm; nucleolus. The transcript is spliced from 13 exons.
AAACCUCAAGAUCAAAAUGAGGACAGUCUCUUGGACAUCUUCAAUUUUUGGGUGAAGUCCCCAGAAACCAAAAAGCGUAAAGCAGUCACCAGUGGCCCUUUGGCGGUCAACGGCCCAUCGGCCAAGAAAGCAAAGAAAGAUGCGGUGAGUUCAAGUAGUGAGGACUCCAGCGGUGAAGAGGAAGCUGCAGCACCUGCCAAGAAAGUCGUACAAGCGAAAGCUCCUGUUUCGAAGAAGCCAGCAGCUGUAGCUGCUAAACAGAGCAGCAGCUCUGAAGACUCCAGCGACUCGGAGGAUGAAGCUCAGGCUAAAACAGCAGCAAAGAAGCCUGCAGCUGUGAAACCUGCAGCAGCAGCCAGGAAGAAAGACACCAGUUCCAGCAGCGAGGAGUCCGACUCUGACGAGGAGCCGGCCAGCUAGAGCGGAGAUCUGUGGUCUCCAGGAGCAAAGGCCAAGCCUGUGGCAGGGACCCCCAAACCGGCGUCCACUCCAGUGUCUGCAGCUCAGAAGAAACAGGACAGUAGCAGCAGUGAGGACAGCUCUAGUGAAUCUGAGGAUGAGGCUCCAGUUAAGACAGCAGUAAAAGCACCAGUCCCAGUGAAGACCCCUCCAGCUAAGCCUGUGGCUCCUGCAGAGUCCAGCAGUGAGGAGUCAUCCUCCGAUGAGGAAGAUGCCCCUCCUACUAAGAAACCCAAGACUGGACAAUUCAAUGCCGUCCCACCCCCGGGAACACUGACAGCUCGUGCUCCAGUCAAAGCUCCUGCAGCUCCAGUUAAGACUGUGACUCCCAAAGCUGCUGCUAAGAAGGACUCAUCCAGUUCUGACAGCUCUGAUUCAAGUUCAGAGGAUAAAGCAAAGAAGCCAGCUGCUAAAACUGCUCCCGCUAAUGCAGCCCCAGCUAAGAAAGCACCUAAAAAAGUCGCUCCUGCUCAGAAAAAGGACUCUUCAAGUUCCGAUUCUUCAAGCUCAGAGGACGAAGCAGCAAAGCCUGCUGUCAAAGGCACACCUGCAAAAGCAGCAUCUGCUAAAUCUACACCUGCAAAAGCUGCAUCUGCUAAAUCUACACCUGCAAAAGCAGCAUCUGCUAAAUCUACACCUGCAAAAGUCACCCCGGCUGCAGACAAGGCUUCAUCUUCUAGCUCUGAAGACUCGGACGAUGAGGAGGAGGCCAAGAAACCAGCAGCUAAAGCUGUCCCAGUUAAACCUGCGCCAGCCAAGAAAAUGCCAGCUAAAGUCAAGCCUGCUGCAAAAGAAUCGUCAUCAUCUAGCUCUGAGUCUGAGGAAGACAAACCCGCCACAAAACCAACCCCAGCCAAGGCUGCUCCUGCUAAAGCUGCUCCUCCAAAGACGACCCCUGCUAAGAAAGAUGAUUCCUCAAGUUCAGAUUCAGACCGCUCUGAAGAUGAGGCACCAGCUAAACCAGCAGCUAAGUCCAAGCCUUUGAGCACUCCUAAACCUGCAGCCAAGCCCGCCGAAUCCAGCUCUGACUCGGACAGCUCUUCAGAUGAAAAACCUCAAAAGAAACCUGCCGGCACACCGGUAUCCAAACCUGCUACCCCAGCAAAACCUGCCCCAGCCAAACCAACUCCUGCAGCCAAACCAACCGGUAAACCAGCGGCAAGCAGCUCGGACUCGGACAGCUCUUCAGAUGAUGAGGAACCUCAAAAGAAAGCCGCCACCACACCGGUAUCCAAACCUGGUACCCCAGCUAAACCUGCAGCUAAACCAGCUGAUAGCAGUUCUGACUCUGAAACCGACAGCUCUGACUCUGAACAUGAGACUCCGGCUGCUAAGAAAGCUAAACCAGCAGCAGCUACUGCUACUAAGAGCCCUGCUUCUGCCUCCAAACCACCUGCUCCAGCCAGUAAGAAUGCAGCUGAGUCCAGCAGCAGUGAUUCGGACAGUUCCAGUGAAGACGAGAAGAAAGUAAAGACUACUGUGACACCCAAAGCAGCAGCAGCUAAGCUAACCGUGACUCCAGUUAGCGCGAAGAAAGCCGAGAGCAGUAGCUCAGACUCUGAGACAGAGGCUAAGAAGACUCCCGCCAAGCCUGCAGUCACCAACAGAAAGGCUGCUACAACAAAAACACCCACCUCAGCAGCGAAGACGCCAGCUAAAAAGACAGCAAAGUCUUCAUCCUCGAGUGACAGCAGUUCUGAUGAAGAGGAGUCUCCUAAAACACCAGCUGUGAAGACACCACCUGCUACAAAAGCACAGGCUGCUAAGGCCAAAGCAGACAGCAGCUCGUCUGAGGACUCUUCGUCUGAAGAAGAAGAGACGACGGCGACACCCAAGACUCCUGUCACAAAAAAUGGCACAAAGAGCAAAAAAAAGGGCAAAGAGGAAGAAACGACAACACCCAAGAAUGAAAUCACCACAUCCACACCUCAGACUUUUCCCAGAACCAAACAGAAGGAAAGCAAUGCUCCUUUUCGUAGAGUAAGAGACGAGGAAAUUGAGCUGGACCCCCGCCUGACAAACAAUUCAUUCGAUGCAAAGAUGGGAGCCAACGGUGACUGGGGCCAGAAAGCCAACAACGUGCUUAAAUUUACCAAAGGCAAAUCUUUCCGGCAUGAGAAGACCAAGAAGAAGCGUGGCAGUUAUAGCGGCGGUGCAAUCUCCACCUCAGUGAACUCCAUUAAGUUUGACAGCGACUGAGAUUACAAACUAAAUGAACCUCUGAACUAUAUCCGUAUCCGUCUUUCGUGUUUGGGGCUAUAUCAGCUCUAAAAAGCACUGUUUUGAGCCAUCUACCCUCUGUUCCUGCACAGCUGACACCGUUCUGCUAUGUGUUGGACACUGACUGAAGGCGGCAGGAAUAGAGGGCUUGGUGAGGCGUAUGGUUGGCUGUAAUUUUUUUUACACACUAUCUUUCAUGCAGUUAGACACCACAUGGUGGCGCCAAGUCAUUGCGUUUAGGUUUUUUUCAUUAGUUUAUAUGUAAAAUAUGGUUUUGGCUUUACUGUAAAAUGUUUCUUAAAGUUGGCUUGACAAAUUAUAUACGGUUGUCCUAACAGGUAAUUUGUUAAUAUAAUAAGAAAAUCACUCCAUUUCUAGUACGUGUUAAUGAAAUGUCAAUAUGGUUGCGUUAACGUUUUAUGAGCCUGUGUAUCUUGAGCCUGGUGAUUUGUCUUAUUUGAAGAAGCUGUGUUGUUAAUGACUCCGCCCACUUCUGUUUGACGGACACUGGGAGACCACCCUUACAAUAACACCUGAAUCGUCCUCGUUCGGUUUGUUUUAAUGUUACGCAGGAUUUUGUAAUUUGGUCUCCUUUAUGAUCAGUCUUAUAACUGUAAUUAAAAAAUGGACUGAAACUC